AUGGCGGCUUGGGAAUCGGCGCUGGUGCUGCUGUUGGCGGGGAUUGUGCUGACUGCUGAGUGGGAAGGAGGAGGGAGCGGCCUGAUUGUAUCUCUGCCCCCAGGCUGUAAGCUGGCCGCCAAGUCCCAGGGAUCAGGCAGGAGUGCGGCCACAGAAGCAGGGAAAGUUGUGUGCCUCGGCCUGGGAGCUGCCAGGAGCCUUCCCUUGGGGCCCUUACCGAAUAGGACCAGCAGCCUGAUUCUCAACAACAAUAAGAUUAGCGAAUUAAACAAUGGUUCCUUUGAGGGUCUAAGCUUCCUCGAAAGACUAGAUCUCAGAAAUAACUUGAUCAGUUCUAUUGAGCCUGGAGCAUUCCUCGACCUUGUGUCUCUGAAACGAUUAGAUUUAGCCAGUAACCGGAUUGGAUGCCUUAAUGCAGACAUAUUCAAAGGCCUCACAAAUUUAGCAAAGCUAAACCUUUCAGGCAAUAUGUUUUCCUCAUUGGCACAAGGAACCUUUGUAAAUCUGUCUUCGUUAAAAUCACUAGAGUUUCAAACGGAUUUCCUUCUGUGUGACUGUAACGUUCUAUGGAUGCUGCGCUGGAUUAAAGAGAAAAAUAUAACUGUCCGUGAGACUAGAUGUGCCUAUCCCAAGUCUCUCCAAGGGCAGCCAAUAACAUCUCUGAAACAAGAGCAGCUGACCUGCGAAUCUCCGCUUGAGCUUCCAUCUUUUUACAUGACCCCGUCCCAUCGGCAGGUUGUCUUCGAAGGGGACAGCCUUCCUUUCCAGUGCAUGGCAUCCUACAUUGAUCAGGAAAUGCAAGUUUUAUGGUACCAAGAUGGCAAAAUUGUGGAAACCGAUGAAUCGCAGGGUAUAUAUGUUGAAAAGAACACAAUCCACAACUGCUCGUUGAUAGCAAGUGCACUUACAAUUUCCAAUAUCCAAGCGGGCUCCACUGGCAACUGGGGAUGUCAAGUCCAAAGCAGACGGGGUAAUAACACCAGGACAGUGGAUAUUGUAGUGCUGGAGAGCUCUGCUCAGUACUGCCCGCUCGAAAGGGUGAUAAACAACAAAGGAGAUUUCAGGUGGCCGAGAACAUUGGCAGGCAUCACUGCAUACCUUCUCUGUACCCGCUACUCUGCUGGAAGCGGCAUAUAUCCUGGCAACCAACAAGAUGACAGAAGAGCCUGGCGUCGAUGUGACAGGGGGGGAUUUUGGGCAGAGGACGACUAUUCCCUGUGCCAGUAUGCAAAAGAUGCUACUCGGGUCCUUUUUAUGUUUAAUCAGAUGCCUCUUAAUCUCACAAAUGCAGUGGCAACGGCAAGGCAGUUACUGGCGUACACGGUGGAAGCAGCAAAUUUUUCAGACAAGAUGGACGUGAUCUUCGUUGCAGAAAUGAUUGAAAAAUUUGGGCGGUUUGCUGAAAAAUACAAAGAGCUGAGUGAUGUGAUGGUGGACAUAGCAAGUAAUAUAAUGCUGGCUGAUGAGCGCAUAUUGUGGAUGGCUCAGAAAGAUGCAAAAGCGUGCAGUCGAAUAGUGCAGUGUCUGCAGCGUAUAGCUACCUAUCGACUGGCCAAUGCAGUUCAAGUUUACUCCACGUACUCUCCAAACAUUGCUUUAGAGGCGUACGUGAUAAAAUCUGCUCUUUUCACUGGAAUGACCUGCACUGUUUUUCAAAAAGUUGCUGCUGCAGACCGGACAGUUCAUGCUGACUUUGGCCGACGAGAUCUAGAUGGCAGCUUGGAUAAGCAACUAAGCUUCAAGUGCAACGUGUCUAACACCUUUAGCAGCUUAGCGUUAAAGAACACGGUUGUGGAGGCUUCUAUUCAACUUCCAUCUGCACUUUUGCCCAAAGAGAAACGAGAACGCAGAGCAAUGGACGAGUCUUUCUACAAGCUUCAGCUAAUUGCAUUCCGGAACGGAAAGCUCUUCCCCACCACAGGGAACUCCUCGCACCUUGCUGAUGAUGGGAAGAGGCGAUUAGUGGUCACACCUGUCAUUCUUGCCAAACUAGACGGGCCGAAUCGAAAUAUCCCUGCUGUUCCAAUUAAUUUAACUCUGAGGCGCUUUUCUCAUGGGAAGGAUGCGGUUGCAGCUCAGUGGGAUUUUGAUCUGCUCAAUGGGCAAGGUGCAUGGAAAUCAGAAGGUUGCCGUAUAAUUGCGUCCGAUGAAAACAUAACAACGAUCCAGUGCUCGUCUCUCGGCAACUACGCAGUACUAAUGGACCUUACUGGAACAGAGAUAUACAGCCACCCAGUCACCUUCUUGCAUCCUGUGGUGUACGCUUCUGCCAUUGUCCUACUCUUGUGCUUAUUGGUGUUUAUCAUUAGUUACUUAUACUUCCACAGUAUGGUACGAGUUAGCCUUAAAAGCUGGCACAUGUUGGUUAACCUCGGUCUUCAUGUAUUCCUGACCUGUGCUGUAUAUGUGGGAGGUAUAAAUCAGACCAGAUAUGCCAGCAUAUGUCAAGCGGUUGGAAUCCUGUUACAUUAUUCCACACUUGCUACUGUACUUUGGGUGGGAGUAACGGCUCGCAAUAUAUAUAAGCAAGUCACCAAAAAGGCCAAGAGAUGUCAAGACCCGGACGAUUUGCCCCCUCCCCCUAGGCCAAUGCUCAGGUUUUAUCUCAUUGGCGGAGGAAUCCCCAUAAUUGUAUGUGGCAUAACAGCAGCUGCAAAUAUAAAGAACUAUGGAAGUCAACCCAACGCCCCCUACUGCUGGAUGGCAUGGGAACCAAGUCUGGGUGCUUUUUACGGUCCUGCAAGUUUCAUUGUGUUUAUCAAUUGUAUGUACUUCCUCAGCAUAUUCGUUCAACUGAAGCGUCAUCCUGACAGGGUAUUUGAGCUCAAGGAACAGACGGAGGAGCAGCAGCGAUUAGCAGCAAGUGAAAGUGGCGAAGGGAAUCAGCAAGACUCUCUUUCAGUGUCCAUAGUGUCUACUUCAGCUUUAGAGAAUGAACAGACCUUUCAGGCACAGCUUCUCGGUGCCAGCCUUACUUUAUUUCUCUUUGUGUCUCUCUGGAUAUUUGGGGCAUUGGCUGUCUCCUUGUAUUACCCCAUGGAUUUGGUAUUCAGCUGCUUCUUUGGUGUAAGCUGUUUAAGCCUUGGUGCUUUUUUAGUCGUACACCAUUGUAUGAACAGAGAAGACUUGAGGCGGGCUUUAUUGAAUACUUUCUGCCCUGGGAGGAGUACGUAUUCAGUGCAAGUUAAUGUUCCACCAUCAAAUUCUGCUGGGAGUAAUGGUGAUGCUGCAAAGUGUACGAACAGCAGUGCUGAGUCUUCUUGCACAAAUAAGAGUGCCUCAAGCAUUAAGAACUCUUCACAAGGCUGUAAACUGACUAAUUUGCAAGCAGCAGCAGCUCAAUGUAACACUAAUCCUUUGCCUGUAGCGGCAGCCCCUCAGCUUGAUAACAGUCUAACAGAACAUUCGGUGGACAAUGACAUUAUAAUGCACGUUGCUCCUGUUGAGGUCCAGUACCGGCCCAACGGUCACCCGUCCCGACAUCACAAAAACCGAAGUAAAGGACAUCGCUCCAGUAGGCUUACAGUUCUUAGAGAGUAUGCCCAUGACGUUCCUACAAGCGUGGACGGAAGCGUUCAAAAUACUGUGCCAAAAGCCAGACAGAGCUAUGCAGAAGGCCAUUCGAGGAGCCGGAGAGCUUACUUAGCGUACAGAGAGCGCCAUUUUAACCAGUGCCACCAAGACAGUAGUGAUGCUGGUAGCACACUUCCCAGAUACAGCAGGAACCUAGAAAAGGUUGCCUCCAACAACAACAAAAAGGACAUUUUGAGAGAGCCAAUUGCUGUUGAACUUGAGAGCCAACAGAAAUCUUAUGGUUUAAAUCUGGCAGUGCAGAACGGCCCAGCUAAAGAUGGCGUUGCAGAAGAUCCUCCAAUAAAUGCAGACACUAAUGGGAAUGUCAAAACUGGUCUCUGGAAACAUGAAACUACUGUGUAGUAUUGUCCUUUUUUCCCUAGUCUUGGCAUGUCCACCAGAGGCCUUUCCACUUUCCAUGGAUUACAAAUCCAGUCAUCGUCAGCAGGGAUGUCCAAGCGAGAGCUAUCUGAUGGUGUGGUGGUUGGGACAUUGAUGUCCAUGUUCUUCACUAAGAGCUGGGCACCUAUAAUGUUCUCUAGACUUCCUUCUGCCUAUGGCUUAAGGUUGUGAGGUACUUCAGAACAAAAUACUGCCUGACCUUAUCCUGGGUUUGAGCCAAUCCUCCUACAGACUCUUCAAAAUGAAAUGUUUACAGAACUUUUGUAUAUGUACGUUUUUAUGGGAGACAAUGACCUUUGAAGAAUAAUGUUCUUUCUUACUCUGAAUCACUUUUUGUCAAAAUGAUACUAUGUUCAAGUGUGAAUUUUAUUAUUUUUUUACCAUUUUUAAAGAUAACUGAAGAAAAAAACAACUUUUGUAUUUUUUUGACAUAUUAUGAAUGCCCUGUUGCAAGACAGAUUUGUAUUUAAGUGUGUAAUAAACGGCGUUUAUCAUCGUCCCAUAAUUUAAAA
Molecule: messenger RNA, 4487 nt
Organism: Xenopus laevis (African clawed frog)
Lineage: Eukaryota; Metazoa; Chordata; Amphibia; Anura; Pipidae
Gene: adgra3.L
Product: adhesion G protein-coupled receptor A3 L homeolog
Exons: 19
Coding region: 1-3936 (1311 amino acids)
Biological process (GO): cell surface receptor signaling pathway; G protein-coupled receptor signaling pathway
Cellular component (GO): external side of plasma membrane; plasma membrane; membrane
Molecular function (GO): transmembrane signaling receptor activity; G protein-coupled receptor activity
Source: RefSeq, a predicted model, not a curated record